AUGGCGGAGUUGGUUUUGGAUUCAGCCAUUAGGUUCUGGGUAUUCAUACCCAUUGUCCUUAUAACAUUUUUCUUUGGGGUUAUUCGACAUUACUUGACUCUGUUGAUAGUAACUGAUAAGAAGGCUGAUUUGCAAUCGAUGUCAGAUAGUCAUGUUCUUAUUCGAUGUCGGCUAAUACGAGAAAAUGGAAAUUAUAUUACUCUCAAUGGUUUUAAAAUGCGCAAACAUUUCUUUAAUGACAGUGAUACCGGAUUUCUCAGAACCCAAAAGCGAGAGCACAUUGCUAAGAAUCCGAUGACUGAUCCAAAUAUGCUUAGAGAGAUGAUGAAGGGCAACAUAAUUCAAGUUAUUCCCAUGCUUGUUAUUGGUGGUUGGAUUAACUGGGCAUUUUCGGGUUUCCUUACAACGAAGGUACCCUUCCCUCUCACGUAUAGAUACAAGCCUAUGUUACAGCGUGGUUGUGAGACCCUGGUUUCUCUUGAUGCCUCAUGGGUGAGCUCUGCUUCAUGGUACUUCUUAAAUAUCUUUGGGCUGAGAAGCCUCUAUGAAUUGGUUUUGGGAUCAGAUACAGCUGCAAGUCAGACCCCAAUGAUGCCUGAUCCUACAAUGGCUUCUCAACAGCAGGCACCGGAUAUGCAGAAGGCUUUCAAGGCCGAAUGGGAGGCAUUGGAAGUUGUGCACCACAAGUGGGCUCUUAGUGGCUGUGAAGGUCAAUUGAUUUAG
Molecule: messenger RNA, 723 nt
Organism: Rodentolepis nana
Lineage: Eukaryota; Metazoa; Platyhelminthes; Cestoda; Cyclophyllidea; Hymenolepididae
Source: the annotation of a GenBank genome assembly